This is a messenger RNA of Gaeumannomyces tritici R3-111a-1, 1287 nucleotides long. RefSeq lists its product as hypothetical. The record is from RefSeq and is a predicted model, not a curated record. NCBI's taxonomy places the organism in Eukaryota, Fungi, Ascomycota, Sordariomycetes, Magnaporthales, Magnaporthaceae. The transcript has 2 exons. The coding region runs from base 426 to 929 and encodes 167 amino acids.
AAGGGAAACCAUGUCGGGGACGAAAGCGAAGUGAUGGAUGUAUCUCCCGCAGAGGAUGCACUGACGUCUGGUGGUGGCCGGGAAAGCAUGCAAAAACACGCGGUUUCCCCUCCCCCUCCGUCAACCACCCCCUCUCCCUCUACCACUACGCCUCCUGUCCGUGUGUGUAUGUGCCUGGCUCCCCAAGAUCUUUUACUUGACUGAUCAGAUCUGAACACGACCGUCCCGCCUCGCCCGCGCCCGCACCAGUGCCAUACACUCGCUUGAAAGGAGAACGGAGCCCCCUGAGACGUGGAAACAGCAAAAGACCCAACCACACCUUUCCUGACCACUUCCUCCCCUCUCUCUUCUCCCUCUAUCCCACCCGGCUCAGCCUUUUUUUGCGGUAUCGGACCCCACAACCACCACCCCCAGUCGACGCAAAAAUGAAGUUCUCUACGAGCCUCAACGUGGUCGCCGCCUCGGUGGCCGCCUUCGCCGGCGUCGCUGCCGCGCAGGACUGCGUCGCCACGGCCCUCAAGGUCAUCCCGCAGUGCGCCCAGGCGUGCUUCAUAAAGGGGGCCCCGUCCAUUGGCUGCGCCGGCACCGACUUUCAGUGCCAGUGCAAGUCGCAGCCCAAGCUCAUGGCGGCCGUCGAGGGCUGCGUGCAGACGGCGUGCCCCACGUCGUCUUACCAGGCCGUCAUCGACGGUGGUGCCCAAGUCUGCGGGUGCGCCGCGGGUCUCUCCGCCGCCACCGCCCAGGGCAGCAACACGGCCACGGGCACUGUCGCGCCGACAAACACCGUCCUCCCGACCAAGCCCACCACCACCAAGCCCACGACCGUCCCCACGGCGGCCGCCAACAGGCCGUCGGUCGGCAUGGCCAAGGAGAUGGGCAUCCUGGCCGGCGUCUUUGGCACCACUCUCUUCGCCGCCCUUGCCCUAUAGACGGGGUUGGCUAGCGAGGACCAAGUCGCCCCGAAACUUGCGACCGACCUGUCGCAGCGCGUUGCUGGCGCGCAACAGCAGCGACGCUGUCGACCGAGGUCAUGCUGCCUGGGGCCUCAUCCCAGCCUUGCCUUGUUUCGGCUAACCAUGGUGGCGGUUAUCUGUUUCCGAGGGGCGACUUGGGCGUCUUUUGAGUUUCCUUCUUAUUUCUUACCCCCUUUCUUGUGAUAUCCUUCUUUUUACUGCUUGCAGCUGUACGGCCGUCCCUGCUGGCACAUUUUCCUUUCUCCCUUUCCCUUUCUUCUCUGGACGAGUCUGUGGCAACUCGAAAAGUGCCACACCCCCCCCCCCCCCCCCC